This is a messenger RNA of Neoarius graeffei (lesser salmon catfish), 6798 nucleotides long. Its product is annotated as zinc finger protein 569-like. NCBI's taxonomy places the organism in Eukaryota, Metazoa, Chordata, Actinopteri, Siluriformes, Ariidae. Gene Ontology annotation, biological process: regulation of transcription by RNA polymerase II. The transcript has 4 exons. Gene Ontology annotation, molecular function: RNA polymerase II cis-regulatory region sequence-specific DNA binding; DNA-binding transcription activator activity, RNA polymerase II-specific. Bases 73 to 1950 code for a protein of 625 amino acids. The record is from RefSeq and is a predicted model, not a curated record. Gene Ontology annotation, cellular component: nucleus.
CAACAGCAGCAAAAAGCAAAGUAAUACUUUUAAACCAGUCUGCACUCGCUGGCGGAAAAGCAAAAAACAAAGAUGGCUCAUUUGGAGACGCUGAACUCGUUUUUGUGUGAUCGUUUACUGGCUGCUGCGGCAGAAAUAUUUCAAGUAGUAAAGGACACUGUGUCUCAGUAUCAGGAAGAAAUAGAUCGCUCCAAACAGGAGAAUAUUUAUCUGAGGAAAAUGCUAGCGGAAGUUAGCAUCAACAAUGGAUCAGUUUCUACAGGUGCACAGACGAGCUGGACAGUCGGAUUUCCUCCAGAAGAGCCGAACAGCAAUCAAGAGGUGCUGGACUCGGAGUCCUCGCUAAUCCAGGUGAAGCUGGAGGUCAGCACUGAACAGCAGGGUGAUGAAGCGCAGCAGCCAGUGAGGGAUGCACCAACAUGCCACGUCCCUUCAGACCCUACCGAGGACGUUACGGUCAAACUGGAGCACGGUGACGCCCAGGUGGACUGCGGCGGCGAGUUAACUUCCUGUCCAGCAAACGCCGAAUGUCAGUUUGAACCAAACCCUCAGUCCUUCUGCCAGCACGAUUUCACUAACCUCCCGUUUCACUUGCAAAGCCCGGCCGCGGAAAGACUCUUCCGUUCCAAGGUGCGCCGUAAACCUCUCCGGAGCGACGCCAGUUCGAAGGGACGCAAGAUUCCACGUGGCAAAGAGAAAAAGCUCCGCUGCGAUCUGUGCGGGAAGUGGUACAGCACUCCUCACUCGCUCAAAAUCCACCUGAGGACGCACACGGGCGAGAGGCCGUUCCCCUGCAAGUUCUGCGUGAAGACUUUCCACCAGAAAGCGCACUUAAAGGAGCACGAGAGGACACACACUGGGGAAAAACCGUACAGCUGUUCAGGGUGUGGGAAACGUUUCAGUCGCGCUCAGCAGACCGGCCAAGCAGAUGCGUUUCCUCCAGAGAAGCAGAACUCCAGCCAAGCGCCAAUGGACCCCGAGACGUCAGUGAUACAAGUGAAACUGGAGCUUAGUACCACGCAGCAGGAUCUUGAACUACCAAAGCAAUCCCGUCCACCUCUUGCUUGCAGCCCUGAACUGUCUGACCGAGCUGAAGAAUCCCAUCAUGAUCUCUCAGAUGAGCAGCGAAGUGACACUGAUGGAGUUCCUGUUCCUCUAAAGCAGCCAACCUUCAACCAGGAAGCACAAAACUGCAAUCCCUCACAAAUCCAAGUCAAGCUGGAACCAGUGACUGGACAUGAGAAGGCUGAGUCACAAGAGCAACUGAAUAACGCUUCUCGAUUCAGCUCCUCUCCUGUAAGGUCUGUCGGUAGACAGGGGCAGCCUCGCUCUUCUUUCCCUGUUAAAACGGUGAAUGUUCUGGCAAAAAAAGGUCACUGUUCCACCGCAGUCUCGAGCAAACCAGAAACGUGGAACCAUACCGGAUUCUCCUCCGAUAUCUCCUGUACACCCGGGAAAAGUGAAAUUCAGUUCAAGCCUUCGGUAAAAGACGAGCCCGUUUCCCAUCCCGCUUCACAAUACGAGAAACCGUCGACUGAUUUUUCUCGUCCGAAACCUCGCUUGCCAAGUCACCUUCCUUACAGGCCGCUUUACUGCGACGUGUGCAAAAAGAUUUUCCAAAACGAAUGGCAGCUGAAAAGGCAUUUGCUGAAGCACCAGAACAAAAGGCCGAACUGCUGCGAGUUGUGCGGGAAGUGCUACAGUACGCCACACGUCCUCAAAAUCCACCUGCGAACUCACACAGGAGAGAGACCGUAUCACUGCAAGUUCUGUGAAAAGACGUUCAGUCAGAUAGGUCACUUGAAGGGGCAUGAAAGGAUUCACACUGGAGAAAAAAUUUACAGCUGCUCAGUAUGCGGGAAAUGUUUCACUUGGUUGAGUCAAGCCAAAGAGCACAUUCGGGGCCAUCCUGGUCAGCUGGCUAGAGUUCAACGAAAAAUCAAUCAGUGAUUUUAUUAUUUUAUUUUUUAAAGUACAGGAUACAUAUUGUAACUCAAGAUAUUUAAAUUAAAAUCUUAAUGAAGAGAAUACCUCUGCUCCUGUAACUCAGCUUCAAGCGGUUUAGUUGUUUUACAGAUAAGGAAUCAAACACAACAGGGCGUGCUGUUCUAGGAAAACGAGACCGUUAAUGACGGCGUAGCUCACGCCGGCCACGUCUAGUCCAGAAGGAAUGAUCUAAAGUGGGCCACCUUGCGCAAGAAGUGUUGCAAGCUAUAUACACCCGAGGAAUACCGACCUAUUUGCCAGAAAGAAUCCAAAACGGUGAGGAAUUAACUGAGACAAAGUGAUUUCUGUUGAAUUGCUCAUUAAUAAUUGUAAUUAAGCAAAUAUGGGUAGAAGUUAUAUAUAUCGUAGGUACCUCUACCUUAAUGCCGGAAAGAAUCAAAACUGGUGAAUAAUUCAGGGGGAAGAAGCAAUGUGCGUGUGGAAACUGCUCGUUAAGUCUUAAUUACUCCAUAUCUUCAUUAUUAAUUGCAAUUAUGCAAAUUUGGGUAAAAGCUAUAUGCAUCCCCACCACGAGUUGGCCUAGUGGUUAGCGUGUCUGCCUCUCGAUCGCGAGUUCUACUCGUGGUCGGGUCAUACCAAAGACAAUCAUAAAAAUGGUACCUACUGCUGUCUGGCAAGGCACGCUGCAAUACAGAUGCGAGUGUGGAGUCAAACUCUCGCGGUUACCAGAGGACUAACUCCUGACUGUAACCCUAGCUAUGUAAUAGGCGAGAGGCUGAGGGCUAUGGAAACGGAGAUCGGCGCCACCCAAUGCGAAGGGACUUUGACUGUAUGCACCCCAGGCAGACCGACCUACCUACCUUCCUGCCAAAAACAAUAAAAAUCAGUGAAGAAUUAAGAGAGAAGAAGCGAUUUUCGUGAAAUGUAGGCGACGCCGGACGGACAACAGGCAACACGAUGGCAUAAGCUCAUCACCUGUCAGCUGGAUGAGCUAAUAGUCAGCUGUUAGCAUCGCCAAGGUGAUUUUUUUAUUUUCCCCAAAAUAACUUGUCUGAAGUUUUAUUCCUCUUAUACUACAGCGAUUUUAAUGUUAUAAUAUCUAACUUAUCAUGCCAUACUUUUUUACCUAUUUAUAGUUACCUUUAGUAUUGUGUAACCUCUGCAAGACAAAUGCAUUAUAGAAGCUAUAAACAGCCAUUCCCUUGCCAAAUAACGAGGCAAAAAAUGUGCAGAGAACUGUGUUGAAAUGAGUCAUGGUGUAAUAUAUUAUACAUACAGGACACUUUUUCAAUGGAAUAAAAACUUUCUAUUCCCUUCUAGCGGGUUUCGUUCGAUAGCGUGCAAUAUUGUUAGCGUAUCACUUAUCCGACGUGUGUUACGUCGCUCUACCCAGUGAAGAAUGAGCGUUGAAUAUGGUUUCUGAUACUGCAUGGUUGUCAAGACAACAUGAAAGUUUUCUGCUGCGCAUGCACAAGCAUUUUUGUUCACCGGCGGCGCCCAUAGUAAACCGUCGCAGUGAAUUGAAAAUGCCAUAAGAUGUGUAUUACACGCAGAACUUCUGCACUAGCGAGCGACUGACAAUUUGUCAACAAACAGGUUUGUUCCAUCAAAUGUGUAUGUAUGAUAAUAAUGGCUUUUUCUGGUGGUCUGUCAAUAUAUAUUCCAUUCAGCUAACAUGAUUUUGAACUCGCCUUCGACUCGUUCAGUACCAUGCUAGCUGAAUGGAAUGUAUCUGAUACUGAUAGGCCAGCCAGUAUUAUUUAAUUGUGUCUGAGUCAACGAGGCUGUUUUGGAAACGAGAACACAGGAUGCUUCGCAAAUAUUCCAAAGUAAGUCUAAUUGACUCGUCAAUGCUAUGGCCUUCAGCCUCUGACCUGGAAAUCAAAGAACGUCCACCAUCUUUAUGGUUGGAUCACUUUGUUAAAAGCACUCGGAGGAAUCGAGGAAUGAAGAGAGAUGGGGCUCUCUGAGCCAGAAUAAAUGGGUGCUUUGAACGAGGAUUUAAAAAAAAUUAUUAGCAGCAGCUCAUCCGGCUGACAAGUGAUGAGCUUAUGCCGCCAUGUGGUGUUUGUCACCCAUCUGGUGUUGUCCACAUUUCACAAAAAUCACUUCUCUCUCAAUUCUUCACCGAUUCUUUCUGGCAUGAAGGUAGAGGUACCUAGGGUGUAUAUAACUUCUACCCAGAUUUGCUUAAGCCUAGGUCACAACCGGACGUAUGAUUUUUUGGCCGUGCAAUUUUUGGUGCUUCCCAAAUCGCUGCUUUUUUUUUUUCGUGGAAAAAGACGCACGUUGGCCGUAAGUUUGUCUUGCACCCUGAAAAAAAAAAGCGUAAGCGCCCGUAGAGUUUGUUUGACAUGACAAAGAACCUCUGCGGCCAGUCUACGGCUUGAAAAUCAGCAUGUCAUGCGUGCCCUCCAUGCGUUUCUUGCGUUUUUUGCAUGUAGACCGGCCAUAGGAGCACGUACAGCCGGUUGUGACCGAGGCUUUAAUUACAAUUAAUGACGUUAUGGACUAAUCAAGCCUUAAUGAGCAGUUCAAGAAAAAUCGCUGCUUCAGUCAGUUCCUUGCCGUUUUGGAUUCUUUCUGGCAAAUAGGUCGGUAUAGUAGAGUGGGGGAAAAAGCCCCCCCUUAAGGAAAAUUCAGUUUUUCUCCAAGUUGAAAUGAACCAUGUGUUUAGUUUUAAUCAUAGUUUUUGACAACAGUGACAUGAACAAUAAUGCCACCUAAAGUUUGCCUAAAGUUAAUACUUAAUUUUUUUUUUUUUAACAAAAACAUACAUUGUGCCAAGGGGGCCUUUUACCCCCCCAGUGGGGUAAAAGGCCCCCUGAGGUGGGACAAUAGGCCCCCUCACUGAAAAAAAGCUGUUUGGAUAGCAAAAGUGUUUACUUAAGCCUAUAAUGUGAAAGAAACAAGAAAAUAUCCCUGAAUUAAUGAAUAGAUGCAUUAUUUUAUUAUAUUUUGCAUUUUAAUUUCAAUUUUUUUUUUAAUUUCAAUUAUUUUUAAUAUUAAGUUCAAAUUACUUGCUUUACUCAACCAGGUAAGCGAGAUGUUAUUAAAAACUAUGUAUCUGCUAUUCAGAAAUGUAUGAAAUACAGUAAUUAUGAUAAAAGGAAACGAUGCCCCCUGGGGGCCAUUUACCCCGCCAUUAAGGGGGUGUUUUACCCCACAGACUACACUUUUACAAAAAAGGGUCUUACUUUCAAAAUGUGAUUCAACUUUUUAUACCUAAUGUAUUUUUUUAAUGUACUGACUUGUCUACUCAUACCACAUACACAGCUGUGAUAUCUGCCGAAAUAGCAGCUAUCUGAAAAUUAUAUCACUUACCAUGAAAUUUGAUUUCUCUCCGCUGCGUUGCUGAUAUGCGAUCCACAGUGGAUAUUUGUAUAUCCCCGUUGUCAAGCCAGUAGCAAAGCAAAGGGGGUCCCAUAUACGUUUUCGUACAUUGGGGGAGUGCCUGUUAGAGAGCGCACUUGUCCUGGGCCAUCGGCAUAGUGAGGUAGGGUGGCCAGUUCCUUUCCUCGCCGCCUUUAACUUCCCCAGUGUUUCCACCAGGUCCCCAUUCACUGCUGGGUGGACAGGGAGCGAGCCCCAGAUCCCCGUCGAGCCGAGGCUCGAACCAGGGACCGUUCGCUUAGCGGUCAAGCGCUCUAACCACUUGGCCACCUGCGCUCCGUCAAGCCAGUCCAUAGCAACAAUAGAAAUGUAACUUUGCGCCAUCUGGUGGUUAUUUUGGGUAAAACAGGCCGGGGGCAUAUUACCCCAUGGGGGCGUAUUACCCCACUCUAUUCCUAGGGUGUAUAUAGCUUAUAUAUAUAGCUUGCAACGUUUUAUUGCGUACUUUUAUAUCGUUCCUUCUGGACUACACCUGGACCAGAGUGAGCUAUGCCGUCAUUAACAGCCUCAUUUUUUUCUUAAUUUAUUAGACCAUCAUGUAAACCUAUGGUAUAACAUUUCUACGUCCUCCAAAGGAAAAAAUUCUGACCAAUGAGUAAUCUUAAGAAGAAGAAUAAACUAAAACACUGGCUCCAUGAAACUAAAGUCACUCUUUAUGCGUAUGAUAUACACAUGCAAAAACAAUUGAGUGUAUUAAGACUCGUGUACAUGCGAUGCUCUGUGUUCAUUGAGACACCUGCGGAAGUCACGGAUAAACAAGAAAUUUGAUUGAUCUCUUUUAAAACGUUUUCACCAGCGAUUCCUCCAGAAGUUAAGCUGGGAAGCAUUUAAAGAAAAGAGAAGCAUGUACAGGGUCACUGAUGCAAAACGUCACCACUGUUACUUAUGUAUGUCCUGUUUUUGUUGAAAAUUUUCAGCUUGAUGUAUUUUUUGGAGGAUGGCGCUGUGAUGGAUCUGCUGUCUAAUGUCUGACUGUGAAAGGACAGAGCUGUGCAUAGGAGAGAGAGAGGGAGAACCUGACUGGAGCACUGAGACCCUGAAAUUAAGUUGACUCUCCAGCCAUAAAACAUCUGAAUGGUGAAUUUUGCUGGCUGUUUGAAAGUUUUUAAGCAUUAACACGGUUGAAGGAGCAGUUUUUGUAAAAGGGUCAGUGUUUUGAACCAAGAGUCCAGUUCAGUUUCUCCAGCAGUUGUCUUAAGUGAAACCGACGACACUAAACCUAUCAUACGAGCAUGUUUCUCAGAAUAUAAUAUGAAAUGAAUACAGUGCCAAAAUAUGAGAUUAACAUGCAUAAUCAUUUAUUCAUUAAAAAGUUUAUUUUCCUUGUUAGUAUAUUGACUACUCAUUUGUUGUUUUUGCUUGAAUUAAGUCUGAUAUUAAAUACUGAUUAUUUAAAUGAUGUAAAAUAUUUGAAUAUUAAAAUAUACUCUUUAUUUUUACACUCGAGUGGUUUAUCAG